This is a messenger RNA of Aspergillus brunneoviolaceus CBS 621.78, 847 nucleotides long. Its product is annotated as class I glutamine amidotransferase-like protein. Gene Ontology annotation, molecular function: glyoxalase III activity. NCBI's taxonomy places the organism in Eukaryota, Fungi, Ascomycota, Eurotiomycetes, Eurotiales, Aspergillaceae. Bases 122 to 847 code for a protein of 241 amino acids. The transcript has 2 exons. The record is from RefSeq and is a predicted model, not a curated record.
GAUUCCCCAAUGGGAUAAAAGAAUCAACAAGAAGCAGAAGCACAUAACAACAGUAUCCAACACCUUCUCGACAGAACAUACCUUUCUUUCCUCCCCCUCACAAUUUUACGCAAUCGAAAACAUGCCUGCCCGCAAAGCCCUAAUCGCAGUAACCUCCGCCACCGCCACUCUAUUUAACGGCAAGGAGCGCACCGGUCUCUUCAUUAGUGAGGCCUUGCACCCCUACCGCGCCCUCGUGGCCGCCGGUUUCGAGGUCGAUCUGGCCUCGGAGACUGGCAGCUACACGGCGGACUGGCUCUCCCAGCAACCCGACUUCCUGCACGGCGAGGACCUGGCCAUCUGGAACGACGUGGACAGCGAGUUCCGACAGAAGCUCGACCACAUGCGGCCCGCCGCCGAGAUCCUCGCCGACCCAGCGGCCGAGUAUGGGCUAUUCUACGCCUCCGCGGGCCAUGCCGCGCUGAUCGACUACCCCACCGCUCGCGCGCUGCAGCAGAUCGCCGAGCAGGUGUGGGCGGCCGGCGGCGUGGUGGCCUCCGUGUGCCACGGGCCCGCUAUCUUCGCGGACCUGCGCGACCGGGCGACAGGUACCCCGAUCAUCCAGGGGCGGAAGAUCACGGGAUUCACGACUGAAGCCGAGGAGACGAUGGGGGUUAUGGCGGAGUUGCGCGGGCUCGGAGCGGAGAUGGUGGAGGAACUGGCGCAGCGGUUAGGGGCGAAGUAUGAACGAUCUGCGGGCAUCUGGGAUGAUUUCCACGUGGUGGACGGGCGGCUGGUGACAGGGCAGAACCCGGCGAGUGCGACGUCGACCGCCCUAGCUGCUAUUGAAGUGUUUGAUAAACUGUGA